This is a messenger RNA of Aureobasidium namibiae CBS 147.97, 1392 nucleotides long. RefSeq lists its product as uncharacterized. The transcript is spliced from 4 exons. Bases 1 to 1392 code for a protein of 463 amino acids. NCBI's taxonomy places the organism in Eukaryota, Fungi, Ascomycota, Dothideomycetes, Dothideales, Saccotheciaceae. The record is from RefSeq and is a predicted model, not a curated record. Gene Ontology annotation, molecular function: ATP binding; ATP-dependent chromatin remodeler activity.
AUGACCAGCAGAAAGAUUCGGGAGGCUACCAGGCAUCUCGCCGCCCUCGCUGACGAAUUCGAGGUCUCGAACCCCGAAGAAUAUCAGAACCAAAUCAUCGAAACAGUGCGCGGUCCUCUUGAGGAGGCCAUCAAGGUGUUGCAGAAGCCCGGCGACGCCGACUUGUACUACAUGGUCAAUCUCCGCCACCACAACUCAGCCGACAUUAUGGACGUUGACAAGGACGUCAUUGAUGCCGACGACGAUAUGGCCACCGACGACCUGGACAACGUCGCUUCUGACGACGCAUUGGGUCCCGAAGAUCUUGUCUACGAUGCCGAGACCGACGCAAGGGGUGAUGGAGAUAUUCUCGUCGACGGUGAACUUCUCUAUGUUCACGAGUAUCUAGGCGAGAAGUGGACCCAGAUGAUCAUGGAUACGGAGGCAAUUUCACCCUUGACCUUGACCGAAGAAGGCGUGAUGGUCAAGCUCCCAGGAAUGUCUACGGAGCCAUACCAGCAUCAGCUGCAGAGUGCACCCAAGCUGUGUCACAUGUGUGACGGUCCUUUCAGGGGAGCCCUUCUUGCUGACGCAAAGGGACUCGGUAAGCGUUUGACAGUUGCCAUGACUGUCAUGCUUUCGGGAAAGACCCGUAAUCGCUACCAUGGCGCACCCGCUCUGAUCAUCACGAGAGUCUCACGUAUGGACCAAUGGGUCACAGAGUUGGACAGCCAUUGGAAGAAGGACCAUCGACCCAGGUGCUUGAAGCUGCGUGAUCAAAGCGUUACUGCUUCGACCGUCCUCGUUGGCGGUUACGACUUCGUGAUCGUCAGUUACGAGUAUGUGGCUGCUCAAUACAAGAGGCUGCUCGAGUACAAAGAGUAUCAUGCGCUCGUCAAGAGCAAGGCCAUCACCAUCGCCAAUGCCACCCGGCCCGACAAGAAGAUGCCCGCGCGUCCAGUGCUUUCCUUGUUCUCCGAGAUCUACAAGGACACUGGCAGACCUUUCCCUUUCCUGAUCCUCGACGAGGUCGAGUAUGUCAAGAAGCAGCAUUCGAAGGCACACAUUGCCAUCAAGCAACUUCCAUACAUGGCUGCCAUCUGCAUGUUGGACACCAUUCUCCCUAAUCAAUGGACUGACAUCUACGGUUACGGCAACCGCGUCAAGGACCCUCCGCCGACACUCCGCAACAGGCUCAUCAAAUUCUUGAUGGUGAUGACAGUGGGCCAUCCAGCAUCUAUCCUGAAGCUACCCGACGAUUUAGAGAACACCACUAACGUCGACCUUACUGCCUCAGAGAAGGAAUUUACGGAUGCUCUUGUGCGUGAGGGUCCUCCGGUUAUCCCUUACAUUUACCCGAUCAGAGUACCUUGCGGCACAAUCAGGGAGAGUGACACUGUUCAGGUCGAGUGA